Molecule: messenger RNA, 1889 nt
Organism: Oryzias latipes (Japanese medaka)
Lineage: Eukaryota; Metazoa; Chordata; Actinopteri; Beloniformes; Adrianichthyidae
Gene: cndp1
Product: carnosine dipeptidase 1
Biological process (GO): proteolysis
Cellular component (GO): cytosol
Molecular function (GO): dipeptidase activity
Source: RefSeq, a predicted model, not a curated record
UGGUCAUGUGACCCUGGGGGUUAAGUAGACACGUGACAUAGAAAAGGGCUAUAAAUCUUGUGCCCAGCUGAGGACAUCACCACACUCAACCCCAACAAGGAAAAAGAUGAACAUCGGAGCUUCCCUUUCAAUCCUGUUGGUCCUUUCAACUGUCCAUGCUUUCCAGUACAACCAGCUGGCCCAGUAUGUUGAUGAGCAUCAAGAAGAAUAUGUGGAGGCUCUCAGGGACUGGGUUGCAGUUGAAAGUGACUCCAGCAACGUUCUACGAAGGCCUGAGCUUCACCGCAUGAUGGAGAUGGUGGCUCAGAAGCUGCAACAGAUGGGAGGCGCUGUAGAGUCCGUGGACGUUGGAGACCAAGAGCUCCCGGACAGGCAGACGCUGGCGUUGCCUAAAGUGGUGACCGCUCGCUUUGGCAGUGAUCCCAAUAAGCACACACUGUGUGUCUAUGGUCACGUGGACGUCCAGCCAGCAAAGCUGGAGGACGGCUGGGCAACCGAGCCCUUUAACCUGACAGAAAUCAACGGAAAUCUUUACGGACGGGGAGCCUCAGACAACAAGGCUCCUGUUUUAGCCUGGAUGCACGCUGUGGAGGCUUACCAGAAACUGAGUAUGGCGCUGCCAGUAAAUGUGAAGUUUAUCAUCGAGGGCAUGGAGGAGACCGGCUCAAAUGGGCUGGAGGCCAUGAUCCUGGCCCAGAAAGACACUUUCUUCUCGGAUGUGGACUACAUCGUGGUCUCAGACUGUGGCUGGCUGAGUAGACGACCUGCCAUCACAUAUGGGACUAGAGGCAACUGCUACUUCUUAGCAGAGGUUCAUGGACCUAAACAGGACCUGCAUUCUGGGGUUUAUGGAGGGACUGUGAUUGAACCUAUGACUGACCUUAUUGGCAUUCUCGACACCCUCAUCAGCCCCAGUGGGAAGAUUCUGAUUCCUGGGAUACAGGAGGCUGUGGCUCCUCUGUCUGACGAUGAAUGGAGGAUGUACCAGGACAUAGAGUUUGAUGUGGACGACUACAAGAACAAGAUCGGGGUCAGCAAGCUCAUGUACAGCAACAAGGUGGACUUGUUGGCCCACAAAUGGCGCUACCCCACCGUCUCCAUCCACGGGAUUGAGGGGGCUUUCUCUGACCCCGGUACUAAAACCGUCAUCCCCUCCAAAGUUUGUGCCAAGUUCUCAAUAAGACAAGUUCCCAACAUGGACCCCACUGUGGUUGAGAAAAAGGUGUCAGACCACCUUCAUUCAGUGUUUUCCAAAAGACAAAGCCCCAAUACCUUGAAAGUUUCGAUGGUGAUUGGGGCCAAACCGUGGCUGGCCGACAUUCAUCAUCCUCUUUUUGAGGCCGGAAAAGCAGCCAUCAAACGAGUUUUCAGCGUCGAUCCUGAUCUUAUCCGUGAGGGUGGGACAAUCCCUAUUUCCAGAACUUUCCAGGAUGUGACGGGGAAAAGCAUUAUUAUGAUGCCCAUUGGAGGCUUCGAUGAUGGACUACACUCUCAGAAUGAGAAAAUGAGCAGGUACAACUAUAUUGAGGGAACCAAAUUAUUCAUUGCCUUUUUGAAUGAACUGUCCCAGAUUACAGAGGCUGCUGUGUGACUUGCUGUGAAAAAGCUCGAUGUGUCUCCUUUAGGACCUUCUCCUCCAGGAAGUACUUACAGUUGUUGGUUCUCUGGCCUUUUUUUGGUUUUAGCACCGUUUCUUCACAAUGUGCAGCAUUUCAGUCUCACUGUGUUGCAUCAGUCUUUUUGACUUUGCUCAAUGAUAUUUUCUCCUACUUUUUUUUCAUUGCUGGACUGAACUGUUAAUCACAUUAUUGUUGCUUCCUUGAAACUCUACCAUUUAAAAUGCAAUUCCUGCUUCAGCAUCAUAAAAUAAAAUAAAAAUUGCCAUACAA